UAACAAACUGGAGGUUUUUGCUUUAGAAAAAUAACACCUUUUAAUGCACCAUGUAUUUAUUUAUAUCAGCACAUUGAUGGUACAGAAACUCCUCAUGUGCAUGUGUUUUUGUCACUAAUCAAAAAUCUCAUUGUUGUGUUUUUAACUUUUUAGGGGAAAAAAUCAGAGAAGGAAGUGUCUUUUUUUAUUCUCAUUUGAAACCAUACCUCUACUUCCCUACCGAGUUCGCCGGAUGCCCGCUGUUAUGGACAGGCUAUUACUAGCACUAGGCAAAGUCCAUUGAAGGUGUAAAAAGCUGUCCACUCUAGUUUACAAUCGCUAGUCCGUCCUUCUAGUAGUCCAAUCCAAUAGGCAUGUACGUUCCAUACGCGGCCUAUGAAUCAGACUCAUAAGAUGGCGACUGCGGAGCCGGAAACAGGUGAAAACCCUUCCCAACCUUCAGAGGAAAACUCAGAAGAGAUUGGUCAAGAGCUUGGAAAUCCUGAAAAUUAUAUGAAACACCCUCUACAGAACAGAUGGUCUCUUUGGUUCUUCAAAAAUGAUAAGAGCAAAACCUGGCAAGCUAACCUGCGACUUAUCUCAAAGUUUGACACGGUGGAAGACUUCUGGGCUUUGUACAAUCAUAUUCAGCUAUCAAGCAAUCUGUUGUCCGGCUGUGACUACAGUCUGUUUAAGGAUGGCAUCGAGCCCAUGUGGGAGGAUGCGAGGAACAAGAGGGGCGGCCGCUGGCUCAUCACCCUCAACAAGCAGCAGAGACGGAUGGAGCUGGACCGCUUCUGGCUGGAGACGCUGCUCUGCCUGAUAGGGGAGGCGUUUGACGACUACAGCGAUGAGGUCUGUGGCGCCGUGGUCAAUAUCCGAACUAAAGGAGACAAAUUAGCCAUCUGGACGUCAGACUUUGAAAACAGAGAUGCCGUCACCCACAUAGGGAGGGUGUACAAAGAGAGGCUAGGGAUUCCUCCCAAGAUGACCAUUGGAUACCAGUCCCACACCGACACAGCUACCAAGAGUGGCUCCACCACCAAGAACAAGUAUGUGGUCUAAAAGCGAAGAGGUCUAAGACCUGGCCUGGCCCGGUCUGGUCUGAUCUCUACACCUGUAUGCCCUGGUCCUUGUGUCCUGUGUGUGCAGACCCCUACACUGUCUCUUCACACUGACGUGCCAAACCAACCAUGUGAACACUCAGCACAUUAUCUGCCGUUCAGCAAACCAAAGCUACCAGACUCUGACUGUCUAUUUUGAAAUAUAUCUACUUAACUAAGUAUGUGCACACACACACACUUUAACACACACUGCUCAAAUCAACGUCCUGUACAUACUGUAUGUGUACACAGGAAUCGUUAGCCAGUGCUACUGUGCUAAGAGCGACUACUGCUUCUGGAUCCAUCUUCCUAUUCUCUCAUUACACACAUACAUACUUCCAUACAUACUUACAUGAACACAUCAAACAGUGCCUUCGAUUUUUUCGUUUUAUUUUAUUGUAUGUUCUUUUUUUUUGGUGAAGUAUUUGCUUUAUGGAUUCCCGAUCACUAGAGGGCGCUCCUGCAUCAUUGUUAUUGCUCUCUCUAGCUGUGGAGCUGUGGAGCUCUCUCUAUCAGCAAGUUGCCUCUGCACCAAGUCUACAGACGUCACCAUGGAGACGUCACACGCACAUACACACACACACAUACACACACUCUUCAUUCUCCACGACCUCCCGCCACACACGCAUACACACAUACAUACACGCACUCACAUAUUCACCAGCCUGUCUGAAAUUUGAAAGUAAUAUCACAACUAGCAUUUGCACUAUUGUGCCGUCAGAGCCAAAUCACAGCAGAACAAAAAACAACAAAAAAGUGUUUCAUCAGAAGCAAAGUGUUAGGGGAGUGGUGGUACUGCUGCUGAUGAUGUUUUCAAGUUAAGUUCCUGGCCACAGGCUGUUCUGUGCCUUUUCUUUGGUCUUACAUGUAGAAAAACACUACCCUUUCAAAGUGGAAAUUUGAUCCUCAGUUUAUAAUGCAACUUACUCUUAAUCAUUUAUGGUUACAGUAUUUGCCCCCAAAAGAACACAUCUAUUCUGGUUAUCAGACGAGACCAGUCUGUACACGAGGACGUGUAGCAUAUUCAUUGUGGUGUCAUAAAAAUAAAAGCUCGCUGUUGAUUUAUUUAAUGUUUGAAAGACGAAAAGGAAAUUUGUAUUAGAAAUUCAAGGUGGAUUUCCUGUUUUUAUGUUUCGACAUGGCACUUGGCCUUGCCUUUUCUCCCAUUAUUUAAUUUAUUUUGACAUAAUUCAACUUUUUUGCAUUUCCUUUUGAAUGCAUGCAAUCAAUGCUAAUGUUAUUCUCAUAUGGUGCCUUUUUUUGGAGUAUUAACAAUUAAAAUCUUUGGUUUUUGCAAGUCAAUGUGUUUUAUAUUGUGCAUUACUUUAUGCGAAAAAAUGAUGGCAACAACAUUCCUUGUGAGAAUUUGUAAGAUAAUUUUAAAUGAAUGCUGUUUUGGAACAAAUUGUACUCUUGAUUGUGAUUGGGCUUUGUCUUGAAUUGACUUCCUUAGUCAGAGCAUAGCAUUCUUUGCAAAUAAAGGUUUUUGUGAGUUUCAA
Messenger RNA from Engraulis encrasicolus (European anchovy), 2581 nucleotides. RefSeq names its product eukaryotic translation initiation factor 4eb (gene eif4eb). The transcript is spliced from 7 exons. The coding region runs from base 376 to 1044 and encodes 222 amino acids. The record is from RefSeq and is a predicted model, not a curated record. Gene Ontology annotation, cellular component: cytoplasm; eukaryotic translation initiation factor 4F complex. Gene Ontology annotation, biological process: translational initiation. Gene Ontology annotation, molecular function: RNA 7-methylguanosine cap binding; translation initiation factor activity. NCBI's taxonomy places the organism in Eukaryota, Metazoa, Chordata, Actinopteri, Clupeiformes, Engraulidae.